This is a messenger RNA of Scleropages formosus (Asian bonytongue), 1953 nucleotides long. RefSeq names its product CD40 ligand-like. Gene Ontology annotation, cellular component: membrane. The coding region runs from base 1106 to 1909 and encodes 267 amino acids. The transcript has 8 exons. Gene Ontology annotation, molecular function: tumor necrosis factor receptor binding. Gene Ontology annotation, biological process: immune response. Lineage: Eukaryota; Metazoa; Chordata; Actinopteri; Osteoglossiformes; Osteoglossidae. The record is from RefSeq and is a predicted model, not a curated record.
GCUUGUACAUGCGAUGCUGUGACCUGUACCGUGGUAAAGCAGGACCCUCCAGUUCUGAGGUUGUGAUCCACCUCUAACCCGGUCAGGUGAAGCCGGAGGAAAUGGGGCUUUUUUUCAGCCCCCAUUGGGGGAGGCGCACGCUGCGGCCCGGUAGGUUCUCGGCGAGAAGAUGCACCGCUGUUCUGCCACCCAUCGCAUCGCACACAGCCAGCAGUUCACAGGGUGGUCGACCUGACUAACUGAAACCGCAGAGCUCACGCAUCUCAGGAAGCGAGGCUCCCCGUCGCCGGGACCGGACCCCACGCUCGUCCUUUGACCCGCGCCGCCCUCGGCCUCCGCGGACUCGGAGACCUCUGGCGGAGGCUUGGAAACGGCUCUGUCGUCACACAGACGGCAGCGAGGGCGGAUGCCAGGAAGAGCAGUCAUAGUGGCCCGCGUGCGCUCUCCUGAAAUAACUGCACGCGCCAUCGGUGACGGGAAAAACGAAUGUCAUACCUCUAAAAAAAAGCUGGAAUGCGUAUCCAGUGAGUUGCCCUGAGGCUCAGCAGGAAGAUGUCGAAGAUAUAACCUGACAAUGGAGGUUCUGGAGUCCGGUCGGGAUCGCCGAAGAACAUGGGAGACCCCGACCCCACCCCACCCCAGGAUGCGCGAUGUCGUCUUUCGGUCAGCCGGCCGUCGAGUGUCUAAGGAAGCGGACUUUCGGGAGUCACGAGCCGAAGCGGCAGAGCUCCGGAGCACCGGGACGGGAUGUUCGAGCCGCGUAGUUCGAACCCUAAAAGGUGCCCAGCUGUAUCGGAGUGAUGUCGGUCCCCGGAGGUGUUCCUGAGGUCCCCUGCCCACGUCCUCCGGUUGGGAUCCGCCUCCGGGUGGGGCGCGGGUGGAGACGCCCGGGCCGAGAGUGGCGCCGAGCGCGAGGAAACGCUGAGGCAACCCUGCAGUCUUGAAAAGGUCAGAGCACCCAGGAAGUAGUCCUCCACACACACACACACACACACACACAAACACACACACGCAAACACGCUGAGACUCGCGCCGGCGACAGAGGCUCGUCACAAGUGCAUGGGGAGCUCGGCAAGGUGCGUCUCGGCUCCUCUCCGUCACGACCAUGAUCAACACCUACACCACGAGCUACGUCCCCCCGCCGGUGCCCCCCAGGCUGGGCGGCAGGGCCCCUUCGAAAGGCUGCUCCGCGUCGCUGGUGUGGUUCCUCUCCACGAUGCUAGCGAUCCACAUGGCCGGCUGCCUCGCCGCGUUCGUCUACCUGUACCACAGGAGCGCCGAGUUCCAGAACACGUUCCAAGGCACGUACCACGAAGACCUGAUGGUGCUGAGAAGACUCCAGGAGUGUGAAGACGGCCCGUCGGGUUCCACCACGCUGCUCGACUGCAAGAAGAUCCUGGACACAUACAAGAACAUCGUAGCAAAGAUUUCACAAGCAGAAGGAAGAGCGGACCCACGCCUGGGCGCGGUGCCAUUCCGCAAUUCCGCCGCCGUGGCCCACAUGGUCGUGAACCCGGAAAAAAGCCGCUCCGCGUCUGACGCAACGCUGAGGUGGAACCGCGAACACUCCCUGCUCGUGAACGUGGACUACCUGCAGGUGCCCAGCACGCUGAAGAUCCGCGCCGCCGGGGACUACUACGUCUACUCGCAGGUGACCUUCUCGCAAAAAGUGCCCAGAAUCCCGCUGGUGCAACGAAUUCUACGCCGGAGGACUUCCAACGGGGAGAAAACGGAAGACGUGCUCCUCCAGUCCUUCUGUGGGAUGAAGGGCGACGGCGAGGCGUGCACGUCUUUCCAGGGCGGCGUAUUCCGCCUGGAGAAGGGACAGGAGCUCCUGCUCGACGUGAGCCGGAUGAGCCUGCUCAACUUCGACCCGACCGCUACCACCUUUGGAUUGUUCAUGGUGUAAAGCGACCUCCGCAGAGAGGCCUCGAACCGGGGUCUCCCUCCCUC